AUGCCUCCCAAGCGCAAGGCGUCGGGCGCUAUCCGUGGCGCCUCCAAGGCUGGCAGGACUUCCGGCGUCUCUACGCCUGGUGCCGAGACGCCACGGAGCAUCGGAAGCUCAGACGAGUACAGCGACCAGGAGAUAGCUAGCGAAUCUGAAGUAGAGAACCUCGACAAAGCACAUGGAAAAUUCUCGCUCGCCGGCUAUCAACGCAAGCCCAAGGCCGUCGGCUACGACGCGGUUUCUCACCUUUUCGGAAAGAAGGACUUCUCUUGGUUGAAGCUGAAGCCUGACCAUGAGAACCGCCCGUUAUGGAUCGACCCCGAGAAAGGGUUGAUCAUUCUGGAAAGCUUCAAUCCGCUUGCGCCCCAGGCACAAGACUUCCUCAUCACCAUUGCAGAGCCUCUGUCAAGGCCGACAUUCCUGCACGAGUACAUGCUGACUACCCAUAGUCUUUAUGCGGCGGUCAGUGUGGGACUCAAUCCCAAGGACAUCAUCAACGCAUUGAAUCGCUUCCUGAAGACCCCUCUUCCAGACGGAGUUCGUAGCUUUAUCGAAGGCUGCACUGAGUCGUACGGAAAGAUCAAGCUUGUACUGAAAAACACCAAGUAUUUGGUCGAGACGACAGACCCCAACAUGCUGCAGAUGUUGCUCAAAGACCCGGAGAUAUCCCAGUUCAGGGUACAUGGCUCUGAAGGCACAAGUCUUGCUCCUACGAUGGGCGGCCUCGUUAUCCCCGGUACUAAGAAUGCUGCUGGUGUCCGUGAAGCGACGGAGAUCAAGAGUGGCGACAAGCAGCAGGGUCAAGAAGGAGAAAAACCCGAGGAAGGCAAUAUCUACGCAGCGCUCAACGAAGAAGACGACGACGACGAUAAAGAAGCCGUCCACUCUUUCGAGAUCAAAGAUGAGGGCGUAGAGACGGUCCAGAAACGUUGCCUGGAGCUCGGAUUCCCCGUGUUGGAGGAAUACGACUUCCGCAACGACGAGGUCAAUGCCAACCUUGAGAUUGAUCUUCGGCCAGCUACGCAGAUUCGACCAUACCAGGAGAAGAGCCUGAGUAAGAUGUUCGGUAACGGCCGCGCGAAGAGCGGAAUCAUUGUUCUGCCAUGCGGCGCAGGCAAGACCUUGGUCGGCAUCACAGCGGCUUGCACAGUCAAGAAGGGCAUCAUCGUUCUCUGCACCAGUUCCAUGUCCGUUGUGCAGUGGCGGCAGGAAUUUCUCAAGUGGUCCAAUAUCAACCCGGAUGACAUCGCUGUCUUUACCUCUGACAACAAGUCGAUGUUCUCGGGCAAUACCGGCAUCGUUGUUACAACGUACUCCAUGGUCACUCAGACCCGGGAGAGGUCGCACGAUGCGAAAAAGAUGAUGGAUUUCUUAUCAGGACGAGAGUGGGGUCUCAUGCUUCUUGACGAGGUGCAUGUGGUGCCGGCCCAGAUCUUCAGAAAGGUCACAACCCGGAUCAAAACACACUCCAAGCUUGGAUUGACAGCAACAUUGCUCCGAGAGGACGACAAGAUCUCCGAUCUCAACUUCCUUAUUGGGCCAAAAUUGUAUGAGGCCAAUUGGAUGGAGUUGUCUGAGCAGGGACACAUUGCCAAGGUCCAGUGUGCAGAGGUGUGGUGCUCCAUGCCCACUGAAUUUUACGAAGAGUAUCUCAAGGCCCCUGGCAGGAAGAAGCAGCUCCUCUAUGUGAUGAACCCUACCAAGUUCCAGGCGUGCCAGUACUUGAUCAACUACCACGAGUCUCGGGGAGACAAAAUCAUCGUGUUCUCUGACGACGUGUGGGCUCUCAAACGAUACGCAGAAAAGCUGGGCAAGGCCAUGAUUUACGGGGCGACAGCUCAGCAUGAACGGAUCAGGAUUCUGGAAAAUUUCCAGCAUAACCCUGCGAUCAACACACUCUUCCUAUCCAAGAUCGGAGACACAUCUCUCGAUCUCCCCGAAGCCACUUGCCUCAUUCAGAUCUCGUCCCACUACGGUUCCCGUCGACAAGAGGCUCAGCGCCUUGGUCGCAUCCUCCGAGCGAAGCGGCGCAACGAUGAAGGCUUUAAUGCCUUCUUCUACUCUCUUGUAUCCAAGGACACCCAAGAGAUGUUCUACUCUUCUAAGCGACAGGCGUUCUUGGUUGAUCAAGGCUACGCAUUCAAGGUCAUCACCCAACUACAGGACAUAGAUAAGACGCCCGACCUGGCCUUUGCGUCACCUUCAGAGCGACGUGAGCUGCUGCAGGACGUGCUCGUGUCUCAAGAGGACGAGGAGGUGAUUGACGAUCUGUGGCAUCAGGGCAGCCAGGGCCGCGCGCAGAGGCGCAAACCCAAGGUCCGCCGGACUGCCGGAACGCUCAAUGAGCUGAGUGGCGGGCAGGACAUGGCAUACGUCGAACAGAACAAGUCCAUGAACAAGACACUCAAGAAGAACAAGAAGGAGAGCCACGCAUUCUUCAAGAAACUGCAGAGGGAGCGUGAUAGGCGUAAGCAGCAGUGA
Molecule: messenger RNA, 2475 nt
Organism: Thyridium curvatum
Lineage: Eukaryota; Fungi; Ascomycota; Sordariomycetes; Thyridiales; Thyridiaceae
Exons: 1
Coding region: 1-2475 (824 amino acids)
Biological process (GO): nucleotide-excision repair; transcription initiation at RNA polymerase II promoter
Cellular component (GO): transcription preinitiation complex; transcription factor TFIIH holo complex; nucleotide-excision repair factor 3 complex
Molecular function (GO): hydrolase activity; 3'-5' DNA helicase activity; DNA binding
Source: RefSeq, a predicted model, not a curated record